UAAACGUGUGCCAUAAUCUGUGAGCAUUGUCUCAGUAAACAGUAGAGCUUCAUGCCGACGAGUCUCGAGCUCCUCCAGCACCACUCCCGUCUUCACGUUUAUCUGGCGCGAGCAGAAUGGAAGUUAAAUGGCAGGUAAACGGACUUGUUUAGUGCGAAUCACGGGGACAGGAAUGUCCCAGAAAAAGGACGUGAACUCUUACCCAGAUGGGUACAGGGUCCUCAAUACCAGUGAACUACGGGAGCUCCUUCAAGAUGAAGACAAAAUGAAUCAGAUCGUGCGACUCAGUGAAAAGUUCCAGGAGCUACAGCUGGACAGAGAAACCCUGCUAGCGACCAAUCGGAGUCUCGCAGAAGAGAGCCUGUCACACCGCCCGCACCUUCAAAACGGCAAGCUCCGAUUGGCUGCAAAGUACAAGGAGCUGGCGGAGCUGACCGCGGCUUGCAGGGAAAAGCAAAGCAAACUUGAGUCCUUCACAGAGAAACACAGCCCUCACACCGCUCACAAUCUACUGCAGGAGGAGGUGACGCGUGCUGAGGAACAAUCUGAGGAGUUGCUGGAACGCUUCAUGGAGGGCCACGUACCCCUGGAGGAAUUUCUCGACUCUUUUCAAAGCCACAGGAAGACGUACCACAUCCGCCGCGCUCAAUCCGAGAAGCUCCAGGAGCUCCGCAGACCCGAGAGGAAGCAGAUGAAACGGGCAGAGGAGCAGAAAAAGGAAGAGGAGCAAAAGGAAUCACGCCCGAACGGCAUCAACGCUCAUGGACCUCCCCGCGUCUUCCAGCUUCGAUACGGCCUGACGCCGGCCAUCCUGUUACCCCUGUCUUCGUCCUCCGCAUCAGUUUUACCUCCUCUGGACUGCCGUUCUGGCCAUUCUCGUGCUUCGGGGCCCGGCGUCUCUCACUCGUGCCCGGGACAACCCGUCGGCCUUCGAGUUAUCGGACAGUUACCCGGCUGGCCCGUGAGACCGGUCCGACUGCAGCAACUGUACAGGCCCAGUCCCCAUCAACCCGAACCUCCGUGCCGAUAACACUGAGCGCUGCGAGUUCGGCACGACGGCAAGUUCAGCUGCGCCAGCAACUUACACAAAGACCACGUGAAGCCUUCAUUAAGUCGAUGUAUAUGAUGCUGCCAUUAAAAUCAGUCAUGUACCCCAAAUUUAGGAGAAGGGAAAGCCAUAAAGUAUUUGUUAAUGUUGCUCGUCAUUGUUGCUCGUCGGUUUGAUUUCUUUGUUUUGUAUAUGUGUCCGUUUGGUUCGUACGUGGCAAGUGUUUAGCUGCUGUUUGUGUGAGGGAAGUGCCACUGCUUUUGACUGGAUGAGGGCUGCCGAAAUGGCACCUUUUUGUAAUGUCGAUGGUGUUCAAUAAAGUCUAAUCUUGUUGUUUAUUUUAAACCAA
Messenger RNA from Paramisgurnus dabryanus, 1397 nucleotides. RefSeq names its product VPS37D subunit of ESCRT-I (gene vps37d). NCBI's taxonomy places the organism in Eukaryota, Metazoa, Chordata, Actinopteri, Cypriniformes, Cobitidae. The record is from RefSeq and is a predicted model, not a curated record. Gene Ontology annotation, cellular component: ESCRT I complex. Gene Ontology annotation, biological process: ubiquitin-dependent protein catabolic process via the multivesicular body sorting pathway; protein targeting to vacuole; protein targeting to membrane.